Molecule: messenger RNA, 1252 nt
Organism: Microplitis mediator
Lineage: Eukaryota; Metazoa; Arthropoda; Insecta; Hymenoptera; Braconidae
Product: valacyclovir hydrolase-like
Exons: 5
Coding region: 256-1140 (294 amino acids)
Source: RefSeq, a predicted model, not a curated record
UUGUUGUCAUUAAUUAAUCAUAAAGAAUUAUCAGUUCAAUGUCCAAUCAAAACUGAUAGAAAUUUUGUAACGUCUUCAUGAUAAUAGUUGAUUGAAAAAUUGUAUAUUAAUAUGUUCUCCUAAAUACCAAUAGAUUUGAUAUCGUUUGUUUAUCAUAAAUGACUGUGAUGAAAUAUAUUGUUUAUUUACGUUGAUUUUCUUCGAUGUGACUGUCAUUUACUGUAGAGCAUUGAUAGAGUGAUAAUACAAGCCAAAAUGUUAUUGAGAAUGUCUAAAAAACUUAAUCUAAACAAAUUUAUUAAUUUGUAUCAAAUGAAAAAUUCGAACAGACUUCAUACAAGUGUACAAAAUUUAUCAAUAGUUAAUCCAAAAAUUGAGGAAAAUAAAAUAAAUGUCAAAGGUAUUAACAUUAAUUAUCUUAAAACUGGUACUGGAAAACAAACGGUUUUUUUCUCACCAAGUCUUUUAGGAAGUAUAUGGACAGACUUAAAGCCGCAAAUUGAAAGCUUAGACAAAACAAAAUUCACAAUCGUUGCGUGGGAUCCGCCAGGUUAUGGAAAAUCUCGUCCACCGGAAAGAGAUUACUCAGGAGAUUUUGGUCAAAGAGAUGCUGAAUAUGCUUAUGAAUUAAUGAAUACUUUGGGUGUUUCUAAAUUUUCUCUUGUUUCUUGGAGCAGCAGUGGUAUUUCUUCUAUGAGAAUUGCUGCUAAAUACCCUCAGUGUGUUGAUAAACUUAUUUUAAUGAGUUGUCCCAUACAAUGCUCUUUUCGAGAAUUAGAAACUCACAAAACUUUGAAAAAUUUGAGUACAUGGCCUGAAGAAAGGAAAGCACCCUUGUUAGCAAUGUACGGUGAAGAGGAUCUCAGUAAAAUGUGGAAUUCUUGGGUAGAUACUUUGGUUCAUCUUUAUGAAAAUGAAAAUGGUACUUUUCUUAAAGAAGUUAUUCCAAACGUAAAAUGUCCUACAUUAAUUCUACAGGGUAACAAAGAUAACUUUGUCCUUCCAAAAAAUGCUUUCAUCCUAAAUAGUAGUAUUCGCAAUUCAAGAGUAAAGAUACUUGAAGGAGGACAUAAUGCUCAUCUUAAAUAUUCCGACGAGUACAAUAAACUAAUAACAGAAUUUUUAUUAGAAGAAAAUUAAAACAUUCUAUAACAAACAAUAUAUAUUCAUUUUUGCACAACUCAAUUGCGAAGCAAUGAGACGUGUUCUGCUAACGCUUACUUGGUCCCGGCUGAUUCACUCACGUAAAAAU